This is a messenger RNA of Schistocerca piceifrons (Central American locust), 477 nucleotides long. RefSeq lists its product as uncharacterized. Lineage: Eukaryota; Metazoa; Arthropoda; Insecta; Orthoptera; Acrididae. The record is from RefSeq and is a predicted model, not a curated record. Gene Ontology annotation, molecular function: DNA binding. The coding region runs from base 1 to 477 and encodes 158 amino acids. The transcript is spliced from 4 exons.
AUGCGUCCUGCUAUUUGGGAUUCAAGAUGUAGAGAAUACAGCAACAGGAUUGUAAAACGCAGAGCAUGGGAAGAAUUGUGUCAACUGUUUAUUCCAGGAUUUGCAAAUGAAACAACAGAUUUCAAAAACCAAAAGAAAAGAAAUGUCUUCACUUCAGCAGCACAGUUGCAAAAGAGGUGUAAAAAUGUAAGAGAUUCGUACACUCGAGAGCUGCAAAAACAGAAAAAUGUGAAGAGUGGUUCAGAGGCAGAUGCCAGGAAGCCGUACAUUUUAUUCAAGCAACUUUGGUUUUUAGCGCCUGAAGAUAAUGAUAGAUUAUUUCUCUUGUCAUUGCUACCUCAUUUCAAGGCCAUACCUGAAGAAAAGCGGUUCCAGACAGACGUAAUCAAUGAGGACGUCGUCGAAAAUUUCCCCGUCAAUGCCACCUUAAUAGCUAAGUUGGUGCCCAAAGAUCCAGUGUUAUCAAAGAUAAAGUAG